AUCUUUCAAAAUGUGUUUUGAUAUGAAUCAUUCUAAUUAUAUCUAUGUAUAGUUUCAUGAAACAUGGGUGACAUCAUCUGUCAUCCUGAAACUUAAUAUAAGUAAUACAUUAAAAAAAAGACAUUAAGUGUUUCAAAUUAUUAAGACAACAAAAUUUUAAGAACUAUACUUUAUUAUUGUGUUGAAGAAACGUUAAAAUUACUUCAAUUGUGCACGAAAAAACUUUAAUAUCACAAACAAUAGUAUAUUGCAAUGGAAAGUGAACAAAGAAGUUUAGCCGAAGACUAUAGUGAAAUAAUACAACGUCUUCCUAUUUCACUAAAAUUAUCAUAUGGAAUAGGACAUGUUUUAAAUGAUAUUUGUGCUUCUAUGUGGUUUACUUAUUUAUUAGUAUUUUUUCAUUUGGUACUGGGAUUUGAUUCUACAUUAUCAGGAGUAAUUUUACUUAUUGGUCAAAUAGCAGAUGCUUUAGCUACCCCAUUUGUUGGACUUCAUUCUGAUAAAAUUGAUGAGUUCUGGUUAUGUAAAUAUGGAAGAAGAAAAACAUGGCAUUUAAUAGGUACCCUGUGUGUAUUAUUUGCAUUUCCCUUUAUAUUUUCACAUUGUAUUGGCUGUGAAUCUGCUCAUAAAUGGGCACAAUUGAUUUAUUAUAGUGCAUUUGUUGUAAUUUUCCAAUUUGGAUGGGCUGCAGUUCAAAUAUCUCAUUUAUCAUUAGUACCAGAACUCACACCUACUGAACAUGAAAGAACAGAACUCAUAGCUAUCAGGUAUAGCUUUACUGUACUAUCAAAUAUUUUUGUAUAUUGUAUUACUUGGGCAGUUUUACAUAUAACAAAUAACAAAGAUGCAAAUUCGCAAAUUGGUCCAGAUGAUGCAGACAAAUUUCAAGAUAUUGUAUUUAUAGGAAUAGGAACAGGAGUUGUAACAUCUAUUUUAUUUCAUAUCUUUGUUAAAGAGAGAUCAUUGAGUAAUUCUGAUGGUUCAUUACGUACAAAUUCAAGAGCAAUAUCUUUAUUAUUAAAAGAUGUCCAAUUAUAUCAAGUAGCUUGUAUAUAUAUGCCCACUCGUAUAUUUGUAAAUUUAUCACAAAUUUAUGUUCCUUUAUAUUUGCAUGAGUCUCUAAGUAUGCCAGCUACAUCUUUAGCUAUAAUUCCCUUAAUAAUGUUUUUGAGCAGUUUUGCAAUAUCCUUAAUUAUAGAAAAAUUAAAUACAAAACUAGGUAGAAAAAUUUCGUAUUCUUUUGGUGUUAUAUUGGGUAUAAUUGCUUGUGUUUGGAUAAAAUUUGGUACUGGUGUGAUCUAUACAAAAUAUGAAAUAUAUCCAGUAUCUUUGAUGUUAGGGUCUGCUGGAUCCAUUAUGCUAGUGACCAGUCUUGGUGUUACAGCAGAUUUCAUAGGACAAAAUGUAGAUAGUGGUGCAUUUGUAUAUGGUAUCAUGAGUUUUACUGAUAAACUUUGCAAUGGUCUAGCAGUUAUGCUUAUUCAAUAUUUAGGAAGUUGGAUUAAUACCAAAAAUUAUUACAAAGAUGUUUUAGUCUAUGUUUGCAGUUCUUCUGCAAUACUUGGCUUAUUAGUGUUAUUAUACAUAAAACCAUUCCAUAAUAAUGAAGCAUAUAAUACAUUAAGCUCAGGACAAACUACAGCAUUAUCAGAGAAUGAAUCUAAUGAUAUAUUAAGACAAGAUCAUGUUACAUAAUUAAAAGAGGUUUGUAACUUAAGGAUGUAUAUUUCAAUAUAAAACUGUGGUAAAGUUCAGUUUACAAA
Molecule: messenger RNA, 1763 nt
Organism: Osmia lignaria (orchard mason bee)
Lineage: Eukaryota; Metazoa; Arthropoda; Insecta; Hymenoptera; Megachilidae
Product: major facilitator superfamily domain-containing protein 12
Biological process (GO): carbohydrate transport
Cellular component (GO): plasma membrane
Molecular function (GO): symporter activity
Source: RefSeq, a predicted model, not a curated record